Messenger RNA from Notolabrus celidotus (New Zealand spotty), 6531 nucleotides. It is a transcript of the gene memo1, whose product is annotated as mediator of cell motility 1. NCBI's taxonomy places the organism in Eukaryota, Metazoa, Chordata, Actinopteri, Labriformes, Labridae. Bases 392 to 1285 code for a protein of 297 amino acids. The record is from RefSeq and is a predicted model, not a curated record. The transcript has 9 exons.
UGUGAGAGGAAAAAGACCCUCACCUUACCGAGACAGACCAGUAAUCCUCAGACCCGGACCCGGACUGUGACAGAUCCAGAUCUUACUCUUGCCCCCUUCGCUGUUUCCUCCUCGUGGCACUCUGUAAACAGAAUCUGUCCUUUGUGCCUUUUUUAAAAAGAUCUGCUCCUCCUCUUCAGACUGUCAGACCUCCAGUCUCAGGAGAACUUAUAAACCUGUUAGCUGUUAGCUCAGCUGUCAAACUGCUCUUUGUCUCUCCAGUCUCUCUGGGUCUCCCUGAGUCUCUCUGAGUCUCUCCUCUGGGUUAGCUCUCACCCCGGCUCUCCACACCUCCAGUCUGUGUCCCCUGACUGAAGCUCAGCACACCAAGAUAGGCGGCUUGGGAUCCAAGAUGUCGAACCGAGUGGUGUGCAGAGAAGCGAGUCACGCCGGGAGCUGGUACUCUGCCUCGGGAUCCCAGCUGAACGCACAACUAGAGGGCUGGCUGUCCAAAGCAGAGUCCUCAAUCAGACCUGCUAGAGCCAUCAUAGCACCGCAUGCUGGCUAUACCUACUGUGGUGCUUGUGCAGCACAUGCCUACAAGCAGGUUGAUCCCUCCAUUACUCGUAGGGUGUUCAUCCUGGGACCUUCACACCAUGUGCCCCUCUCCCGCUGUGCCCUGUCAACUGCAGACAUCUAUAGAACACCUCUCUAUGACCUGAGAAUCGACCAGAAGGUGUACGCCGACCUCUGGAAAACUGGGUUGUUUGAGCGGAUGAGUAUUCAGACAGAUGAAGACGAGCACAGUAUUGAAAUGCACUUGCCUUACACUGCUAAAGCCAUGGAGAGCCACAAAGACGAGUUUAGCAUCGUCCCCGUGCUCGUGGGAGCCCUGAGUGAGUCCAGGGAACAGGAGUAUGGGAAACUGCUCAGCAAGUACCUGGCAGACCCCUCCAACCUUUUCAUUAUCUCGUCUGACUUCUGCCACUGGGGUCAGCGGUUCCGUUACACGUACUACGAUGAGUCUCAAGGGGAGAUCUACAGGUCUAUUGAGCAUCUGGAUAAAAUGGGUAUGGGCAUUAUAGAACAGCUGGAUCCAAUGUCUUUCACCAACUACUUGAAGAAGUACCGCAACACCAUCUGUGGACGUCACCCUAUCGGAGUGCUGCUACAUGCCGUGGCCGAGCUGAGGAAGUCUGGAUUAGAAAUGAACUUCUCUUUCCUGAACUACGCCCAGUCCAGUGAGUGCAGGAACUGGCAGGACAGCUCUGUGAGUUACGCUGCCGGGGCGCUCAUCGUUCAUUGAGGUCGACCGUCGCAGGGGGCAAAGCAAUGCCGCUGCCCUGCCCUUACUAUCUAUCGCCAUAACCUGACCCCGACACCCCCCCUCCCCUUCCUCCUCCUCUUCCUCAGCCCUCCCCGUGUUACGCCCACUAUUUGCAGGAAGGACCUAGACACUCGAAGCCAAUACAGUCUUCUUUCUCUGUCUCUCUCUCUCAGCUCUGCUCCGCCUUUCUCCACCCUCCUCUCAGUUUGAAGUGUGUCUCCGAGCGUUAGGUUGAAACCUUCAGUGUGAAGUGCAGUUUUGAGAUUAUACAGAAGUUAAAGUUUAGAGGAUGAGCUCUUGUUAGUUUGGCUCGGAGGGGGAGCUCUUGUGAGGUUUUUUUUUUUGUUGCGAGGACUGUAGUGAGUGAGUUUGUUUUCCCUGACAACACGAUGGAUUUCACUUGUUUUGAUGAUGCAAUCUUGGACUCCUGGCGUUCUGUGCUCAUGUAAAAGUAAUGAAAAUAAAACUGCAGAUCUUUAAAGGAGAACACUGAAACGCUGCCGGAUGAGAAUGAAGUGUUUUGACUGACCGCUUCGAGCUUCAUGCGAACUUAAACUCCUAAAAACAGUGUCAUAGGUAAUCCCACCAUCGCUCAACAUACUCUUAUGUUGUAGUUGCUAACAAAGGGCUGCUUACAGCAAAGUUCACUAACCCCUCUGUACAAACCAAAAAGUGUAUUACUCAGUUAAUUCUUGAAUAUUAUCUUUUCUUCAUAUUUUACUCUCCUCUUAUUCUCCCUCUUUUCAUAGUUUAUUAGACGUGAAGUAUUUACUCCAGUAGUUUGUAGAUUUGAACUAAAGCAGUGUUGUCAGUGAAGCUCUAAAGCCAUCAACAUGGUUUGCCCGACAUAUAAAUGUGCACAACACUGCUCCCAGAGUCUCACUUAAUAUCUGUAGCGUUAUAGAAAUGCAUUUGCGGGCCUUGAUGCAGUUACAGGUACGACAGAAGCGUCAUCAGAGCUGGAUGUGGUGUAGGUUUCUCCCAGCGCAGACGCCUCCUGUCGAAUCUUACUCGACUCCCUCGGAUCUCUGCGGUUCCUAAAAUCUCCACGCAGGACACUGAAGAGAAGAUUUCCUUUAUUGCUGGAUUUGGAGAUUUCUUUUGUUACAUGCUCGUUUCUGGAAGAGCAGCAAAGCUUUUGUUGUAGCCUGAGAAGAGAUGAAGUUGUAGAUUUGAAACCUCAGAUUUUUUGUCGUAUUCAGAUUUUAAGAAAGCCAAAAUGUUUCAGGAAGAUUGAAGUCAUUAAGCUAGUUAGCGCUGUGAGUUUACGUUUUGUUCCUCGCCAAACAACAAGCUAACGUUAGAUAAAGCUAAUUAUUCGCUAAAGUCACACGCAGGACAUUUUCCUCCCAGGACAGCGGCGUCCAUGUCUGUGGACGCCAUCUGACAAAUAUUUAUUUCUUCUUGAUACUAAAAAAACAACAAGCUCUGGAAGUCUGGAGGUACAUUUAGCAAGCGAAACAAAGUUUGAUUAACGAGCUACAAUACGACUUCAGCUAACUCAACUCAACUCAAACUUUAUUGAUAGAGCACGUUUAAAACAACCAGAGUUGACCAAAGUGCUGUACAGAUCAAAAACAGCACAAAUGACAAACAUAGCAUACAAUACAAUAUUAAAAUACAUAAACAGUGCAAAUGUAUAAUAAAAUAAGAUAGAAUAAAAUAAAUUUAAAUGUAAUUAAGAUUAUGCCAGAUGUCCACUCAAUGUUGAUUAAAGGUGACAUAUCAUGCAAAAUGGGCUUUUUAAUGGUUCUCUACCUGAAAUAUGUGUCCCUGUCUACAAACCCCCCAAGAAUGAAAAGAAUCCAUUCUGCCCCUGUUCUGAUUUCUCCACCUUUCUGUAAAUGUGUGUGAAACCAGCCGUUUCAGACUUCAGUGUUUUUGUUACAUAACAACAAUAUCCGGUCUGUCACGGAGUCAGAGCUCGGAGCUUGUUCAGCCCAUAGACUGUAUAAAAUAAUACUGAAUCCCUCCUCCGUUUUUCAUUACCUGCACAAAUGUGUGCUAACAAGGAGCUUAGGAGGGAGGCAUGCUAGUUGUAGGCUGUCUUAAUAAACACAAAGGUCGGUUUGACUCCCCACGUCUGCAGAUUUGAAGAUCUAGGGGAUGAUUUUUAGUUUUCAUGGAAAAGUGCUAGCGCUAGUUAGCAUAGCUACAUAGCAACAUGUCAUAGCUGUAGCUGUAGCUGUGUACCAAGACACACGUCUACAUGCUGACAAAUAAAACAACAAGAAACACUAAAUCUGUGACCAAUCCUUCAGAAAGGUCCUGCUGCCUUUCUGGCAGAGGUCGGUUUGACUCCCCACGUCUGCAGAUUUGAAGAUCUAGUGGAUGAUUUGUAUUUAUCAUGGAUAAGUGCUAGCGCUAGUUAGCAUAGCCACAUAGCUACAUGUUCGUAGCUGUGUACCAAGACACACGUGGACAUACUGAUAAAUAAAACAACAAGAAACACUAAAUCUGUGACCAAUCCUUCAGAAAGGUCCUGCUACAGGAGCCUCUCCGUCAGGAUCAGAUUCUGGAUCAGAUUCAGAGGGUUGAAGUAACGCGGGUCUGUGAGCAGCCGUGUAUAUUCAGCCAACAUGUAAACAUUAGAUCAACGUGCUGGACAGCCGAGGCCACAUCCACUUCCUGAGGGGGCGUGGUCAGAGAGAAAACAGACUGUUCUGAGGAGGACUGAAGAAGAGGGUUCUUCAGGCAGACCAAAAUCUGAUUUCAAAGUGUUUUUUUGAGCAUAAACUUUAAAGACAUGUUUUGGGGACCUCUUAGACCAAUAUAUGUUGAUGAAAAAAGCGUGAUAUGUCACCUUUAUAAGCCAGGGAGAAGAGGUGUGUCUUAAGAGAGGAUUUAAAACCCUCAGUUGAUCCUGCAGAGCGGAUCUGUUGGGGCAGGUUGUUCCAGAGCCGAGGAGCCGCCUCCACACAGGCUCGCUCACCUCUGGUUUUAAGCCUGGUUUUGGGAGUGGCCAAUACCAACUGAGCAGAUGAUCUCAAUGUCCUGGCAGGGACAUGAUACUGGAGAAGCUCGGUCAGGUACUGGGGGGCUCGGCCAUUAAGAGCUUUAAAAACAAACAAUAACAUUUUAAAAUCUAUUCUAAAAGCAACCUGGAGCCAGAGCAGCGAAGCUAGGACAGGGGAUAUGUGGUCACUCUUGCGUUUGCCAGUGAGGAGACGGGCAGCAGCAUUUUGUACCAGCUGCAGGCGGUGCAAUAAUGAGGUCCAACGGAGAGUUAAAACAACAAGCUAGUCUCUUUGUCCCGCAAGCUAGCGGAUAUUAUCUUAGCUGUUUAGCUAACGAGUUGAAAUAAUGGUGAAAUAAUAAUUUGUCUGAUUCCCUUUAAAUGGAACCGUUACAGUCGUGGUAUUAUUCAUACAAUAUCAUGAGACUUCAGCUUCCCACACUGAACAUCACGUACGAAAAAUUGGCUACUGCUGUGAGGAUCCAUCGGAUGUGGUUAAUUUGCCAAAAAAGUGUCUGUACUGGAGGAAAAUGUAAAAACCAUCAGAGGAAACACUCGAACACGAGCUCAAUCAGGGUAAAAAGCCACAACAGGUCCACAGGUUGCGUGACACGUGAAGUUGUCUCUUGAAUUAAGACACGAAGGGUCAAAUAAUGAGACACGAAUCAGUGCCGCGGACACGAAUGUUUCACAGAGCAGACAUGAGGCCCUCUGCUCCCUCUCCAUACACUCCUCCUCUCUGUUUGCAUGUUCAUGUGUUCUCGUGGAGCGUCUGUAACUUUGAGUGUUGUCUAUAGACCCUUUAACAGCGAGUCUGCACCGCCGCUGGCUUGCGUUCAUCACUGGGAGUCACUCCGUACACGAAAGUCCAGUUUUCAGACAGAAACUGCAAAAUCUGAAGCUUUAAAUAUAUUCAGGAUCGAAUGAAGCCAUGUCAAGUCUUGGAAACUGAUUGUUUCUUUCAGUAUGAAGUUUUAUUUUUAAGAGUAGGUUAGAUUAGAAACAUCAUGUUGAAAUGAAUAAGAUCUGUUCAGCUGUGGGUGUGACUUCAAAUGGAGGGCACUCAGGAGGGACCGGUUUGAGGAAGCACCAUAGACCGAGACGAAGGCAGAUACCUGUCCAGGUGGGUCGAGGAUCUGCUCUGUGAAACACUCCUAUCAGCCGCCCUGACGGUAGCUCUCAUCGUUUUGACCUCUCGUGUCUUAUUUACCUCCUCCUGUGGACUUCUCGUGGCUGUCACCCGGUCAGAUUAAUGUGCGAGUAUUUCCUCCGUUAUAUUCCUGCUUUUUCAGAUCAGCACAAAAUCAAAAUGAGCCUCUAAGUUUCUUUAAACUACCAGUGACAGAUGUUACUCUGCUGUAUUAUGGAUUUAUCAGAUCUGAGUCUAUUUAAAAUGUUAACCUUAUGAGAUAUUAAGCAACACAAUUGCUGUCAAAGAAGAUGAAAUGUUCCUUUUCUUCGAAGGGAUUUACUAAAGCGGUAGCAGCUGUAGUGCUCCUCUAAUAUUUAAUAUAUUAACAGACUGCGUACUAAAGCUAAAUGCUAAUCUCUGGUGUCAGUAGAAGCUUUGAAUGACAGUACGAUGAUAGCAGAACACGAUGCAGUCCUCCGACAUCCCCCCGGCGCCGCACGAAGCGCCGCCAUUAGCAUUAAGCUACAACGUCUGGUUGAACAAAGUGGGCACAGACUGAUGAAGGGAAACUAGAAAAGCAUGACACACUGUGCUAUUGUGCCUUUUAUCACUGUUGCACAUAUACAUAUAAAGCGUAAUCUCACUUUAGUCUUAUUUUAGAUGUGUUCUUUCAGUUUGUGUUUUUCCAUAUGUACCCCACCGUCCCCUCGCCCAGCGCCCAGCGCCAAGCGCCCGACUUACAGCUCACCCAGCACUCCUGAAGUGUGCGACCUGCCCCCCCCCCCCCCCUUCAUCCGUUGGUCUAAAAUGGCACCAACUGUUAUCUCCGUUCUCCAGCAGGGAGUGGUGUUCUGUUUCCUCCACCUCAUUCCUGUAGAGAGACAAAAGGCUGAACCUCAACACUGUUCAUUUUCUGUUUAUGGAUCUUUGUUUGUCUUUUAGAAAUGUUGUUUUUUUGUAUUUUUUUUUCUUGCUUAGAGAACGGGAACUUACACGUCACAAACCUAAAAAUAUACUACUUAACUACUCCCUAAAUGGAGUUUUUUUUAUCUCAGGUUCCACUGACAAAGCAUCCCAAAAGGCUUCAGUUCAGGCCGUGGAUUCAUGUUACAAAACAAGUAAAAUGUACUGAAAGCA